AUGUCUACCGGCAACCCGCAACAGCCUACCACGGGCGUGUCGGAAAAGGUUGACGAAUCCUACGCCGAGAGUAAGGCCAAGUUCGAAAACAAAGCGAAGAGCGAGUACUUUGAUCCUUGCCAGGAACUUGCCCAGAAGAGCAUCAAGUGCCUGCACAGAAACGGUGGCGAUAAAACUAUGUGUGGCGACUAUUUCCAGGCCUACAGAGAUUGCAAAAAGGCCUGGGUUCGUAUUCACACGCCCUUCCAUAUAACCGACCUUGAGGUACUGACAUUGCCAAAGCUCGACAGGCGAAAAGAAGAGAGGAAGAAGAACGGCGCCUGGUGGUAA
Colletotrichum higginsianum IMI 349063 is the source of this 330-nucleotide messenger RNA. RefSeq names its product Cytochrome c oxidase-assembly factor cox-23. Lineage: Eukaryota; Fungi; Ascomycota; Sordariomycetes; Glomerellales; Glomerellaceae. The record is from RefSeq and is a predicted model, not a curated record. The transcript has 3 exons. The coding region runs from base 1 to 330 and encodes 109 amino acids.